Symbiodinium pilosum is the source of this 1191-nucleotide messenger RNA. NCBI's taxonomy places the organism in Eukaryota, Dinophyceae, Suessiales, Symbiodiniaceae. The record is from the annotation of a GenBank genome assembly.
AUGACCUUCACCGAAGCUGCCUUUUUGACCAUGCCUGGCCUGACUGGUGUACUGUUAACCCUGGUGCUGGUGGCCCUUGCACUCACAAGUCAGCCCAAGUUCCGUGCCCUCAGGUUCGAAAUCUUCUCGAAGAUCCACACGGUGGGCAUUGUAACCUGGCCGAUCCUCUUGUUUCUGCACGGCUCACAGGGGUGGGUUGGCAUCGGCAUCCCCUUAGUGCUGGUUGUUUGCGGCCUUCCCAUCCUCCUCUACGUCUCAGCUCGGCUGGCCCGGCUGCUCCGCUACUACCUCAACUCCGUGCGGGUCCUGCGUGCAGUUGUGCGCCCGGGGCCUGGAAAAACCGAAGCUGAAGGCGCCCUGGUGCAACUGGAGCUCUCGCGCCCAAGGUGCCUGUGGCGUUGGAAGGGGCACGCUGGCAUGUACGCUUUCAUCUGCAUGCCGGAAUACGCCUUGUGGCAGUGGCACCCGAUGACCAUCACUUCAGGCAGCGAGGAUAGUACCGUGAACUUCCUGGUGGCGGGUAUCGGCGAUUGGACGCAGGAACUGGCCAAGCGCUGCCUAAGUGGCAGACUCCCGCGUUUGGCUUUGGAUGGACCUUUCACUGCACCAACGCAGUCAGCUUUGGACAAGCGGGUCCUCGUGGCAGUGGGUGCUGGGGUUGGAGUGACUCCAUUCAUCUCUUUGCUCUCCACCUUGGUCUCGGAGCUUGUGUCUGAGUCAAAGCAGCAUCGGCUGGUGGAAGCUCAUUUCUACUGGAUGACCAGAGACCCCAUGGAAUUCGUGUUUGCCUGGCAGAUCUUGAGGAAGUGGCUGAGGCAUGACAUCCUGCAGUCCAAGAUUUUCAUCCACCUCUACACGACUGCCCCGACUCCUGGCCAAAACUUACCUGCCUUCCUUUUCCACGAGGCCGUCAAGAGGCAGUGUUUGGUGGACCGACGCUAUUUCAAGGGCCACUUGGCACAGUGGCUAGAGCAACGCGCCGUGCAGACUCCGGGACCUCAAUUCCCGUGGGCCUGGGCUGAAGGCAGAGACAGGGCCGUAAUUCCAUUAGGCAGUUCAGUGUUGACACGUCUUGCACAUGGCAUCAUGCGCGCGGCACAUGAUCAUCCAGCGCAGCAGCUGCGCUUCAUUCGUGGUUUUAGUGUGCUCGCUUGCAAACCGGCAACUCAACUUGCAAGAAAGGGUUGUUAA